AUGGUUUCUGCACGAACUCUGCGGCCUCUCUUUGCCUCUCUUUCCGGGCCCAUACGACUCCCUCCGUCUCGUCGCACUCUCAAGACUUUACCCCUCUUCUCCCUCGAAGACAAAACAUGCGUCGUGACUGGGUCUGCUCGGGGACUGGGAAAGGAGUUCCUCACAGCUUUUGCUCUCUCCGGCGCCAGAGGAGCGUGCAUUGACUUGUCUCUGAAGGACUGCGAAUCGUCCAUUGCCUCUAUAGCCUCUCAAGUACGAGACACCUACCCAAAUGACCCUGCUCCCGAACUUCGUGCCUACGAGUGCAAUGCAACCAUCGAGUCAGACGUGAAGACAACCUGGGCAAAGAUCGUUGAGGACUUCGGGAAAGUCGACGUUCUUGUCACAGCCGCUGGAAUCGUAGAUAACGUCGAGGCCGAGAAUUAUGAAUAUGCCCGGUGGCGGAAGAUGUUGGACAUCAACAUUGAGCAAGUUCAGCCCACUCUCGGCUCAUGGCUUUUCGCCCGUGAAGCUGGCAAGCACAUGCUCCAACACAACAUUCAAGGCUCCAUAAUACUAAUUGCAUCCAUGUCUGCAACUAUCUGUGUCCGUCCUCAAAAGCAAGCCGCAUACAACACCUCCAAGGGUGCUGUACAGAUGCUCGCUAAAUCCCUGGCAACGGAAUGGGGCCCACGGGGCCUCAGAGUCAACAGCCUGAGUCCAGGCUACAUGAAGACGGAUCUUAUAAAAGGAUUGCUGGAAAAUGAAGGAAAAGAACUCGUGAGCAGUUGGGAGAAGGACAUUCCCAUGGGAAGGAUGGCUGAACCUCAUGAGCUGAGAGGCACAAUCGUUUGGAUGGCGAGUGGAGCGAGUAGUUACUUGAACGGCAGUGAUGUGAUCGUGGAUGGCGGAUAUACUGCUUGGUAA
Molecule: messenger RNA, 906 nt
Organism: Cladophialophora bantiana CBS 173.52
Lineage: Eukaryota; Fungi; Ascomycota; Eurotiomycetes; Chaetothyriales; Herpotrichiellaceae
Exons: 4
Coding region: 1-906 (301 amino acids)
Cellular component (GO): intracellular anatomical structure
Molecular function (GO): oxidoreductase activity, acting on NAD(P)H, oxygen as acceptor
Source: RefSeq, a predicted model, not a curated record